Molecule: messenger RNA, 1919 nt
Organism: Nematostella vectensis (starlet sea anemone)
Lineage: Eukaryota; Metazoa; Cnidaria; Anthozoa; Actiniaria; Edwardsiidae
Product: thymus-specific serine protease
Exons: 10
Coding region: 102-1610 (502 amino acids)
Biological process (GO): proteolysis
Cellular component (GO): lysosome; endosome
Molecular function (GO): serine-type exopeptidase activity; dipeptidyl-peptidase activity
Source: RefSeq, a predicted model, not a curated record
AUGAUAGCACAUGGCCGUCACAUGACAACAAGUACACACGUACGACAUAUUUUACUCAUUGAUCUUCAGCGCAUUUGGAAUCUGCCACUCGGACAAGCGCCAUGAACUGCAUUACAAUCCUAGCCUUCUAUUUAGGAAUUAUAGAAGCAAGCCUUCCUUUACAAACGACUACAUUUUGGCAAAUUCGUCGAGAAGCAGAGAAAAACAACGAACUGAAAAAUAUCCGUCAUGGAAAGUUGUUGUCACCCUUACCAAACAUUAACGAGGUAGAAGGAUAUGAUUUUGAACAGUACAUAGAUCAUUUCGAGUUUACCCCUCGGCCUAGGACGUACUUACAAAGAUAUUGGAUGAACAGAGCUUUCUGGAAAGGUGCCGAUGGCCCUGUGUUGUUGUACGUUGGCGGCGAGAGUGUUCUGUCUGGAGGCUACAUUGCCGGUGGCCAUAUAGUGGAUAUUGCCAAAGAAUAUGGUGCCCUACUGUUUGCAGUGGAGCACCGCUACUAUGGAAAGAGUAAUUUCUUUGGCUGCCUGAAGACAAAGAACAUGCGCUACUUGUCUAGCCAGUUGGCUCUUGCAGAUCUUGCCCAAUUCGUGGCUCAUGCCAAAAAUAAAUUUGGCCUGACGGACAAAAACAAAUGGAUAACCUACGGGGGGUCAUACCCAGGCUCCCUCUCUGCCUGGUUUAGAAUCAAGUACCCACAUCUGGUUAUUGGUGCUGUAGCAUCAUCGGCGCCAGUCGAGGCACAAACUGACUUCAAAGACUACAACAAUGUUGUUGCAUCUAGCCUAAGUAGUCCUUUGGUUGGUGGAUCAAAACUGUGUAUGCAUAAUAUUGAAGAGGCAUUCAAAUUUGUGGACCGUCUUCUUGACACCAAGAAUUUUAAAACUCUUGAGAAGGAUUUCAUUGCUUGCAACGACAUCUCUAAACUUAACGACACAUGGAUGUUUGCCUCCAACCUAGCUGGAUUCUUCAUGGGGCUUGUUCAGUACAAUAACCAGGUACCUGGAAUCAACAUUGCCUAUGUCUGCAAACAGAUGAACAAUGCAAGCCGGUCGCCUUAUAAGAGUUUAUCAAUUCUUUACAAGCAACAAAUCCAGAAUACGGCGUCCUGUUCGGACUUCAGUUAUGAAAAUUUUAUGAAAACCGUCAAGACACAGAAGCGCGACCCAGAUGGCUUCGAUAUGAUUCGUCAGUGGUACUACCAGUCCUGUACGCAAUUCGGAUAUUUCCAGACAUGUGAACCUGGUACUCACUGUGUAUUUUCCAAGCGCCUUGGUAUUAUCAAUGAUAUGGACUUGUGCCAGGAAGUUUUUGAGAUUGCACCAGGUCAGCUCAAGGCAAGGAUCAACUUCACUAAUGAGUACUAUGGCGGGAAGAGACCUAGGGGCUCCAAAAUCGUCUUUGUUAAUGGUUCUAUCGAUCCAUGGCACUCGCUAAGUGUAGUGACUAACCAAACAUCCUCUGAGGUGGCUGUCUUCAUCCCUGGCACCUCCCAUUGUGCUAACAUGGGAGCCAAUCAACCUAACGAUCCCCCUGCACUGGUCGAGGCUCGCAGGAGGGUGACAGCAAUAGUAGGGGAAUGGCUAAAAGAAGCACAAGCUGCUACUUGACAAAUUUGGACAAUAAAUUUUCUUUGACAAUGCCAUCCAUCUACAUCAUGAGCUGCAGUUAUCAAUAUUCUUCUAGCCAACCUGUGAAUUGGAUCUUUCACAGAAGUUUUACUGAAACCUGCUAGAUGUUAAUAACUCCCCAGGUCUAUUACAGAGGGGUGUUAUAAUGUAUCUAUUGGCUCUUACAUAAAACUCUGAAGACAGCUAAAGCUGUAUUUUGCUGGAAAAAGACUGUAGGAUGAGAGGGGAACUCAUAUAUUUACCAAAUUUGCAAGUUAAGUUACUAGUAAUAAAGCAAAUUUCAGGGUU